Molecule: messenger RNA, 2034 nt
Organism: Naegleria fowleri
Lineage: Eukaryota; Heterolobosea; Eutetramitea; Acrasida; Naegleriidae
Exons: 1
Coding region: 1-2034 (677 amino acids)
Molecular function (GO): ATP hydrolysis activity
Source: RefSeq, a predicted model, not a curated record
AUGUCCACACACUCCUCUCCAACCAGAGGCUUGUUUCGCUUGCAAAAACUUGCACACAUUUGCAUCCUUCUCGUUCUCUCCAACAAGUAUCCACUCGGUCUUGAAUCGGAAUAUUUAUUCAUCUAUAUUUUUCAAUUACCUUUUAUUGCGGAAUUUGAAAAAACUAAACAUGAAUUAGAAAAGCUCAUUCCGGAUGAAAAGGCUUUGCAACAAUUCAUUCGAGAGCAUGCUUCCGAACAUGUCUCGUCGGAAGAAGAUGGAUUUUCAACAUCUACAAUCUUUAAACUAAAAACACCUCUCGUGAAGGGAAUUUCCAUCUCGCAGGAUCGAGUCAAAACUCGAGAUGGAAACAUCAAGUUUUUCAAACACGUGUUAGGUUCAGCAUCGUUGAGUGCUGUUGAAAUUGCCUCAAUGAUGCUCAGUUAUCCAUUGCAGGAAGCAACGCAAAAGGUUGCGAGUUAUUUCAACAAGGUAAAAGGUAAUUCUUCUUCUGAACACACAGAGUCUCUGAUGACACAGAGUAGUGACUCUAUUGACACUUUGAGAAAUGAUCCAUCACCGAUGAAAUUGAAUGAAAUUAAUGAUCAUUAUAAUCAUGAAGAGAUGACAUCUGCAGAGACAAACAUUGAAUCGUCAUUUUCAAAUGUACGAGAAAAAGUUGAAACAUGGGGAAAUGAAGACGAGGCAAGUAGUUGUGAAUUUUUCUCACCACCAUCGAUGGAAGAGAAGAAACCUCCCGAUCAACAACAGCAAGUGCCUAACAUUACAAAACCUCAAGAUGCAUCAAUAUUCGCCAAAAAACAACCCAGAAAAAGAAAAGACCAGCCAUUGUCCGUCACAACGAUCAACAACGCUGAAAAAAGUAGAGAGCACAAAAAAAACUUCAAUAUGGCUGCAUCCUCGUCAAUUAGAAUGUGUCAAGUCAUUAAUCAAAUUGAUGACUUAUUGGACAUAUUUCCUUCGACCAUCAAAACUAAAAUUCAAGAAAUUUGUCAUGAUCGAAUGGAACAAUUGGUUGAAAUUGUGAUGGACAAAGAAAGACCAUAUGAGUUUUACUUUUACGGGAACGAAUCAGAGCCAUUAAGUGAUGAAGGAUUUAUGGCAAGUGGUGAAGACAUCACUCAAUUAUGUCACAAGCUUCAUUUUGCUUCAGAUGAUCGAGCAGGUAUAGAUGGAACACUUCACAGAAUUUCAAGAAUUGAGAAUCGCAAGAACCAACCGAUAGGUCUCACCAUUCGUGUUGGAAGAGCAGUUAUUGGUUUGGGAAACGUAUUUAAGGACCUUCUUGAGAGUGGAAAGAACAUUCUCUGUGUUGGCUUUCCUGGAAGUGGGAAAACGACUGUCAUUCGAGACAUUGCACGAAUUCUCUCAGAACGAAACCGUGUGAUGAUUGUGGACACUUCGUGUGAAAUUGCUGGACUUGGCGAUGUUCCUCAUCAAGCAGUUGGCCGUUCACGUCGCAUUCCAGUCAAAGACAAAAAGAAACAAAAAGAAUGCAUGAUCAAUGCGGUUCAAAAUCAUACACCUCAAGUUAUUGUAAUUGAUGAAAUUGGAACGAGAGAAGAGGCAGCUACUGCAAGAACAAUCUCACAACGUGGAGUUCGAAUGAUUGCCUCUGCACAUGGCUCUCUGGAGAGCAUGCUCAUGAAUCCCACGUUGUGUGAUUUAUUGGGAGGAGUUGAAACAGUCACUCUUGGAGAUAGUAUGGCUGCUUUUCGAAAUGGUCAAAAAGUCAUCAUGCAAACAAAAGGCAAUCCAAUUUUUCACACCGUGAUUGAAUUUAUCGAAAAGAAGAAGGAUGAUUACAGUUGGAUGAGUCCUGACUACAUCACCCAUAAGAUGAAAGAUCAGCAACGAAAGGAAUCUCCUCGUGUGGAGUGGCGAGUUUAUACGGACAUCAAAACCACUGUUCAAAAUAUUCUUCAAGGAAAAGAAUACACCGCUCAAGUGAGAACAUUGAAAAAUGCAAAUGAUGUAAAUUCAGUCGAGAGUCGAGUCCUGUCCUUCGAACCAGCAAAUGUGGUAUUUGCUUAA